GCGUUAGUUUUGGUGUGAUUGCAGAGCAGAGAGGUUUAUAACAACUUUUUCCCUCGAAAAUAUUCUAAAACUUGCCACAUAAAGCGUUUUUCUGCAUCAAGUGUAGGCAUGGCGUCUAUGGUCCAUAAAGUGGAUCAAAAUGAUUCAGGUUUUGGAUCGAAUGAUGAUGUAACUCCAAAAAGACCAAACAAGGAUUGUAAGAACGAAUCUGAUUGUAGUUCAUUUGCUGAGUCAGCUAAGGGUAGUAACAGUGUAAAAGCAGUCCUCCAAAUUACAAUCAAAUUAUUUGGCAAGCUAAGAGCCUGUGAAUCUGAUGGAAAAGAGAGGAUUGUCGACAUGAUCAAGAAAAAGAUUGAAGAAACCGACAGCUGCCAAAAGGCAAAAGAUACAGAUUUUCUCUUUUUCAAGAGAGUGUCAGAUGAAGCUUAUCUAAACAUUGGAGCACCAGCAGGAGUACUUCACGAAGGAGUAGUAUACGAGUGUAUUUUUAAGAAGCAAAUAGGAAGAAGAACUACAGAUAUGAUGAGAUCAUACAAUGCAGAAAUGUUUGACAAAAACUGGGCAAUGAAAAGUUUUUAUGUCAAACUUUCGGAUGUCACAUUCUCUGUUAGCUACUUCCAGAAGUUCAAGAGUAUUGGAAAAGUUUUGGUAGACUUUUUUCCUGGUGAAACUUUGUAUGAAGCCUUAUACAGAGAUGGGAGGUUCAAAGAGCGUACUAAAGAUGGCUUGGUCAUUUGCAGUUGUGACUUCUUGACCCCAAAUGAUGUAGAAAUAAGCCUAGGUGAUCAAGCCUCAAACCAUGCUCAAGAAGUUUUAAAAUUUAAGAAGAGAAAGGUCAUUAAUAGUAAACUUGAUCCAAAAGUCUCACCCUUACCUGAACCUCAUUUCCAAAUGAAUGACCAUGUAAUGGCAAGCAAUAUGGAACCUGUAACACCAUUGAAGGGUGACAGAAGUAAUACUGAAUACCUAUCAACUCCAACUUCAAAUCCACUUUCCAGUACUCCAGCUCCCAGGAAUCAUAAAAACCUUCACACUCUUGAAGGAUUGACCAUUUAUUUAAAGGAGAAAUUGGGUCUAGAAAUCAUCAAGCAGAGUGAUGAAUAUAAGGAAGAGACCAACAAGAGUAAUGAAAUAAAGGAGGCGAAAAAAAAGAAUGACAGAAUUUUCAAGAAGCACUAUGAAAACUUUGCUUUACAUUACAGUCACCGGGUGUAUCUUUCAGACUUGGAAGAUACUAUCAGACUGAUGAAACAUUCUAUUGGUGCGAUAAUUGCUACAAAUGUUAGUAAUGUAAAAGCAUGUGGAGCAACUUGUUUUAGGAUAGGGAGCAAGUAUGUCAUCACCAACAAGCAUGUUGUUGAUAAAUUAGUCGAUAUGGGCAUCAAAUUUGAUAGAUGUUAUGUUGAUUUCAACUAUGAAGAAAAAGGGCAAUGUGGCUAUUGUUUUAAUUUCGCAUCUAACCAUGUGUUGGUAUCCUCUGAAGAGCUGGACUAUGCCAUCCUAGAGUUAAAUCCAGAAGGCAGAAAACUUCCAAAAAGUAUAAUUGAUCCUGAGUCUGGGUUUAACAUUGCUCCACCUGGUCGUCAGCUUCAAGCUGGAGAAUGUUUAACGUUCAUCGGGCACCCUGGUGGACUUAAAAAGCAAAUGGAGGUUUCCUGUCCAAUCAAGCAUAGAGAUGAAAUUGAAGAACACCUGGUUCUGGCAUUUCAAACACUGAAUGAGAAGGAGUUUCAGGAACACAGAUUCCGAGUUCGUAUGGCUGAAAACGAUCCCAAUUCUGCUCUCUAUGAUGUGAGUAUGUUCUUUCAUGGAUCUUCCGGUUCUCCUGGCUUUCUAAUGCAAGAAAAGCUGUUGGUAGUCCUACAUAGCCGAGGAAUUCCUUACAAAGGAAACAAGAAUUAUUUUGUCGUCGAAGAAGGUAUAUUGAUGGCAUCUGUGGUCAAGGAUGUCAUGACAAAGAUAAAUAGGCAUGAAGUACUAGGAAGAUUGGGAGAUAUCUUUGGUGAGUUUACUGCAAAAAACUUUGAUCCAGAGGAAAUGGAUAUUGAAUAUGAAUAAACUGUGUAACAAAAAGCUGUUUUGAUGUCAGGAAUCGUUGAAGAGAAAUAAGAAAAUCAAGUGUUUGAGUGAUGUUUCUUGCACAUCGCCCAAAUGAAUUUUUUUGCCUUCAGCUUGUUUUUAAUGUCUUUUCUUAGACAGAUAAUGUGGCAGCUUUAUAACAGUUUUCUAGCUGAAAAAAAUUGUAAAGAGACUGUACAUAUAAAUAUAAUUACUUCACUUUAUCCCCAAGUGAGACCAGAAAUCAUAUUAAGCCAUUCAGUUGGGGUUUUAGCACAGUAGUAACUUUAUAGUACCUGCAUUCAAAAAUAUUCAGAAGGCGCGAAGAGCGUUAGUUUGGGUUAGAUUGCAGAGCAGAGAGGAUUAGCCUAUAUUUUAAAGAGGGUAGAGACGAAUUAACCACAAAGAUUUAUCUAACAUACGGCCCUCUGAGAUCUGAUUCUUAGAUCGAAUUUGAAUUUAGAAUUUUUCAUUUUUACGGAGAGAAAAAGCCCGGCGAAAAACUCGCAGGAUAGAAGAGAACAACACAUCAAAACUCAACUCACAUCAUACUCAGUCAGAUUUCAUUUUAGCUCGUUUUGCUGCGUUUUUGAUGAAAAAGGAGACAAAUCUAUUUAAUCAUAUAAAUGCAAAUUAUGCUUUACUGAAGAAAUAGAAAGCGCGUGCUGUGUGCUCUCAUAAAGCACGCCCUCCCAACCAAUCAGAACGCGAGAUUUAUAACAGUAAUUUUAUAAGAUGUUUUACAGCAGAGAGUUGCGGAUCCCGCUCAUUUUUUCCAACUGUUUACAGCAUUUCAUCUUCUCGUGAAGGAUCUUACUAGUAGACGUCACCUUAGACUAAAAAAGUGUGAGUUUAGUAGCAUGGUAGCAGUGUUUGGUGUAGCAGUUAUUAUUUUAUUCAAUUUUCCAUCCUACUAUUUUUAUCUCUAGGCACGCAUGGCUAAUGAAGUGUCUGGUAAAAGGUAAAAAAGUUUUUUUGGAUUUUUCGAAAUAGAUAAAGAAAGCACUUUUUUAAAUACACUUUUUUUCACGAUUUAAUAAACUACUAUCUAUUAAAUAUUAAGUAAGUCAUCUAGUCAACAGCUAUUAUUAUCAAUUAUAUCAUUCAGUUUAUUGCAUGUAUUUAGACUCAUUUAGUAUAUAAAGCCACAAAACAUCUUUUACAAUCCUAUGAAAUAGGUGCUUAAUAGACCAUACUUCGUUUUGUUGGCUUUAAAAAAAAAAAAUGUAAUGGUCAGAACAUAAUGAAAAUAGUUUUUUAAAUGUGUAGUUUAUAAAAUAUAUCAAAAAGAUAUGUAAGUUGUCUCAUUCUUAAAUUGUAGUUAAAAUUUUAUUGAUUAAAGUGUAAGAAAAAAUG
Actinia tenebrosa (Australian red waratah sea anemone) is the source of this 3414-nucleotide messenger RNA. RefSeq lists its product as uncharacterized. Lineage: Eukaryota; Metazoa; Cnidaria; Anthozoa; Actiniaria; Actiniidae. The record is from RefSeq and is a predicted model, not a curated record.